ACAGCAGUGGUGACCAUGGCUCGCAUGCUGCAGCACCACGCCAUGCCCGUGGAAAGGAGCUGUGAGGUGGAGCAGUGGGAUUCAGAUGAGCCCAUCCCCAGGAAGGAGCUGGAGCGAGGCGUGGCUGGGGCACACGGCCUGCUUUGCCUCCUCACGGAGCAGGUGGACAGAACGCUGCUGGACGCCGCAGGAGCCAACCUCAAAGUCAUCAGCACAAUGUCUGUGGGCGUCGACCACUUGGCUUUGGAUGAAAUCAAGAAGCGUGGGAUCCGUGUGGGCUACACCCCAGAUGUCCUGACAGACGCCACCGCGGAACUCGCUGUCUCCCUGCUGCUCACCACCAGUCGCCGGCUGCCGGAGGCCAUCGAGGAAGUGAAGAAUGGUGGCUGGACCGCAUGGAAGCCCCUGUGGAUGUGUGGCUACGGCCUCACGAAGAGCACCGUGGGCAUCAUCGGGCUGGGGCGCAUAGGCCAGGCCAUUGCUCGGCGGCUGAAGCCAUUUGGUGUCCAGAGAUUUCUCUACUCAGGGCGCCAGCCCAAGCCUCAGGAAGCAGCAGAGUUCCAGGCAGAGUUUGUGCCCACCGCCCAGCUAGCUGCUGAGGCCGAUUUCAUCGUUGUGACCUGCUCCUUAACGCCUGCAACCAAGGGCCUCUGCAACAAGGACUUCUUCCGGCUGAUGAAGAAAACAGCCGUGCUGGUCAACAUCAGCAGGGGGGACGUGGUGAACCAGGACGACCUGUACCAGGCCUUGGUCAGUGGCCAGAUUGCAGCUGCUGGACUGGAUGUGACAACCCCGGAACCACUGCCUACGAGCCACCCUCUGCUGACCCUGAAGAACUGUGUGAUCCUGCCCCACAUUGGCAGUGCCACCCAUGGAACCCGAAACAUCAUGUCCUUGUUGGCAGCCAACAACUUGCUGGCUGGCCUGAAAGGGGAGCCAAUGCCCAGUGAACUCAAGCUGUAGCCAGACAGGAAGCACCAAGGGCCAGGCAGACAUGCCCGGAUGCUGUCGGCUGUGCCAGGCUUGAUUUGGACCCACAGGACAGGAGCCAUGGAAAAGUCCGAUCUGGGCUGAUGCUGCAGAGGGAAGACUGGUGCUGGGAGAUGUGCUCGCCACUCUUGUGGUUGGAAACGUCUGCGCCAAGUGUGUACUUGUAUUAAAUAAUUCUCUGAGA
Molecule: messenger RNA, 1174 nt
Organism: Myotis davidii
Lineage: Eukaryota; Metazoa; Chordata; Mammalia; Chiroptera; Vespertilionidae
Gene: GRHPR
Product: glyoxylate reductase/hydroxypyruvate reductase
Exons: 9
Coding region: 16-963 (315 amino acids)
Cellular component (GO): cytosol
Molecular function (GO): hydroxypyruvate reductase [NAD(P)H] activity; glyoxylate reductase (NADPH) activity; NAD binding
Source: RefSeq, a predicted model, not a curated record